Molecule: messenger RNA, 2662 nt
Organism: Chinchilla lanigera (long-tailed chinchilla)
Lineage: Eukaryota; Metazoa; Chordata; Mammalia; Rodentia; Chinchillidae
Gene: Tex26
Product: testis expressed 26
Exons: 8
Coding region: 442-1308 (288 amino acids)
Cellular component (GO): cytoplasm
Source: RefSeq, a predicted model, not a curated record
UAAUGUGAAGCUGACUGAUACAUAGGAUGGCUCCUCCAUUUGUUAGAAUGUUGCCAUCACAAAAACUCCACUUGGAAUUCUCUUCAAACCGGAUCACGUGUGAUUUUUGUUGUCUCAUUUGGAUCCUAUUUACUGCAAAGAUCCACAACUACUCUGCCACAUUUGCUUAACCUGUAAGCUAGGAGUGGAUGAGAAGUUGCAGAGCGAAGUCUGGCAUAUUUCCUGUUCAAUUCCCUCCUCAUUUUGCUCCUCUUCCAGAAUAUGAAGACAAUGGUCAGGAAAGCUCACGGCGCAGACCUGGUGAAGCCGCCUGUUUGGUAAGCCGGCUACCCAGCAGCGGAGAAACUCACCCGCGUCUCCAUGGCGACGCGUCACAGAGAGGCCGCCCGCCGGGCAAUCUAGGGCAGGAACCUUAGCGCUCGACUGCCUCUUCCAGGCAGGAUGGCUGCCGAGCCUGGGCCCAAGGCUCCGGGCCUACCUCAGUGCGACGGCAAGCUCCAGCCAAGUAAUACCAACUGGGAUUCAUAUGCUACAACAAUGAAGACGGCAUUCACAUAUAAAACAGGAGAAGUGCCAGCUCUAAUUCGUCAAAAAAGUAUCAAAAGAUUAGGAUAUACAUACUCACUUAGUGAUCCAAUUCUGAAUCAGACCCAAUACAAUGAUGAAUAUGUUUGGAAAUCAUAUGUUAAAGAAAAUCUGAUAAAAAAUGAGACUUCAAGACGAGUCAAGAGCUACAAAUUGCACCCCACUCAGGGAUUUCAGUGGACACUACCCAAAGGGCAUUCAAAGAUGACACCAAGAAGCUGCCUCCCUUGGAAAAUCCCUGCCUCCAUGGAAGAAAUUCAGAAGACACUCUCAGACCAGUUUAUUUCCUGUACUAUGAGAGACUUUGUGGACCCAGCCGCAGCUCAAAAGGUUAAGAAAGGUUCUCAGGUGUCCCUGGAAUGGAAAAAGUUCCUUCCCAGACCUCUAGACACUGAAUUUCGACGGAAUUACCAAAUUCCAGCUAAAAUUCCUGAGUUACAAGAUUUUAGUUUCAGAUAUGGAUGCUACUCAAGCCUGCCAAUUGCUUCUCGGGGCCUAGUUCCUUCUGUGCUGCACAGCUACAUGAGGAAUCAAGAACGCACGAAGCAACAGACCAUAUACCAAAGUGACUAUGGGAAAGCCUACCUGGACUUCUUAACCAUCCUGAACUCAUUUACUCCCUCUCAAGUCAAUGAGUACCUUCAGAGUGUUUCCUACAAAGACAGACAAAUACUUGACCACUUUAUCCGUUCUCACUGUGACAUUGACAAAGAGAAGAAAUGAAAAUAGAUUGGAUGAAGAAAACCUGAAGAUUUUUGGAAACACAAGGGCCUAUCUGUUCAUUUUGUCAACAAUCAAGUAAAAAUAAGAUGCAAAUUGCUUCAAAUGUGUUGUGAUAGUUGUGAGUUUAUAGGUUUCACUUUGUUUUAUUUUUAAACAAUAAAAUAUUUAAGACUGUGAAUAUCCCCCUGAAUGUUGCAUUAAUUGUUUCUGAUACAGCUGAUAUAAUAUUUUUCCUUUUCUCUUUUGGGUACUUGUGGUUUCUAUUUUGAUUUGUGUUUUGAACCAGGAGUUAUAUAGAAGAGAUUUCUUAAUUUGUCAAUAAUUAGAAGGUUUAAAAUAUCUUUUUAUUGUUGAUUUAUUUUUGAACAAAGUAAAGUAAAAUAAAAUCCAGUUUGAGAAGCUUAUCAGUAUUCUCCAAUGCUGUUAAUAAAAUAUAUGACUUAUUUGUGUGUCACAUGAAUAUAGGAGAAAAAAUUUAAUUUAUUUCAGAUCUUUAAUAUCUUUGCCCUAAUCAUACACUUGAACUGUCAUAUUUUGAAAUACUAUUAAGACUACCUUACCAUCAAUGUUUUUGUUAGUUUCUCCUUGAAUUUCUUGGAUAUUGGCUGCUAUAUUAUUUAUUCUAUUAAGAUUUACUUAUGUCCUCUACAGAGCUUCUUCACUGAUAAACUUUUUCCUUAUUCCAUGUUUAUGUGUGUGGUGGUUAAGCUUAAUUGUGUCAAAUCAGUUGGCUUGGGAGCCACUGAGAUUAAUAAAAGACACUUACAAGUUAUAUCUGGUUGGGUCAUGGAGGUACGACAUUGUGUACCAUAUCUGGUCCUUUGCCUCUUUUUCUCUGGCACUGUUUGCUUGCCUUGCUUCCCCACCACCGUGAAUUAAGCAUCUCUACCCUACCAUGCCUUGGAGCCAGCUGACCGUAGACUAAAUCCAGGGGAACUGUGAGCCAAAUGAAACAUCUCCUCCUUUAAGAUGUGAGUGUUGGAUAACAUGUCCCAGAUAUUGAAAGCUGACUCACACCUAUUUCUUCUUUGAUGUAGUUAAUGCUUUUGGCUUUGAAUUGCCUUUUUUGUCUUUGAAUACUGUAGCUUGAACCCAUGGCCUCAUGCACGCUAGGCAACCUCUCUAACACCAAGAUACAUUCUCAGCCCUUGAAUUUUAUUUUAAUUGAUAUUAUGGUUGCUGUUCAAGCCAGGUUUUUCCCCCCUUUGAAUUUGUUUGGUAUAAUGUUAUACCCCCUAACUUCUAGCCUUUUUUUUUUAUAACUUUGUUUCAGUGUAUUUCUAAAUAUUGUGACUGGGCUUUAUGUUAUACUUAUUAUGGUGAUCUGUCUGUUAGUAAAAUAAUUUAUUCUGCA